Beta vulgaris subsp. vulgaris (sugar beet) is the source of this 924-nucleotide messenger RNA. RefSeq lists its product as hypothetical. Lineage: Eukaryota; Viridiplantae; Streptophyta; Magnoliopsida; Caryophyllales; Amaranthaceae. The transcript has 2 exons. Bases 102 to 791 code for a protein of 229 amino acids. The record is from RefSeq and is a predicted model, not a curated record.
AUAUCUUCCUCAACCAAAAGUUAUCUAAUAAAAACAGCAACUGAAAAAAAGAAAGUUGAACAGUACUUAUCAUUUCAACAUUAAGCAAAGUUUAAGUAGCAAUGGCAUCCAUGUCCAUGAUGAACAACACCAUUUGUAAGGUCUCAAAACCGGGUUUCCCUACUCAAGUCUCUUCUCUUUAUCCUCGCCAAGUCUCACGCGUUUGCUUUACUUCUGCAUCCAAGUUUCACAAGAAUCAAUUUGCCGGAGAAGAUGCUAGGUUAACAAGAAGAAUAAGACAGGCACCACUAGCUUACGAGAAUGAUGAAGAAGCUAAACAGGUAGGAAAGACGUACGCAGAUAUUAAGCAAAAAGGAAAUGAUACUAUUGACAGUAUCACAGAAGGUGUUGAAACAGCAACACAAAAGGCGCAAGAGGAUAUGAGUAAGGCAACUGAUACAUUCAACAAAACAAACGAGACAGUAAAAGAUAAGGUGACUGAAGGAGCUGAAAGAGUUGGAGAUACAUUAAGCAAUGCGAAAGAAAGUACCGAUAAGACGACGGCGUGGGCAGCUGAUCAGGCGAAGGAAGGGGCUGAAAGAGUAGGGGAGACACUAAGUGAUGCUAAGAAAAGUAGCGACGACACGGCGGCGUGGACAGUCGAUCAAGCGAAGGAAGGGGCUGGGAAGGUGGGAGAGACUAUGAAGAGUGUAAAUGAGACAGUGAAUGAGAGUGUCAAGGGUGCGUGGGAGAGUGCUGUUGAUGCUACACAAAAGAUGAAAGAAACAGUUGUGGGAAAUGAGGAUAAGUAAAUGAGGAAGUGAAGAGAUGGCAAAAGAUAAAUUUGGUUUUUGUUAGUCUCAUGUUAUGUACUUAAUCUUAGCCCUAAAUCUAUGUUAAAUUGCUAACAUAUGUGGUAAUAAAGUUUAUAUAUAUCUUUGAACA